This is a messenger RNA of Hemiscyllium ocellatum (epaulette shark), 5001 nucleotides long. RefSeq names its product G protein signaling modulator 1b (gene gpsm1b). Bases 304 to 2355 code for a protein of 683 amino acids. Lineage: Eukaryota; Metazoa; Chordata; Chondrichthyes; Orectolobiformes; Hemiscylliidae. The transcript is spliced from 15 exons. Gene Ontology annotation, molecular function: GTPase regulator activity; protein binding. The record is from RefSeq and is a predicted model, not a curated record.
UAAUAGUAUUGGGGUGGGUGCUAUCUCCCUCGCUGUCUCUGAGCCCCUUCUCAAAGCAGGAACCAGACAAAAGCGCCUGCGGCUUCCCGCAGCCGGUGCCGGCACUGGGAGGGACUGGGGAAGCAGAUGGAUAGAGCUGGUUCUCUCCCGUUCACUGCUGGGUACAUCGCGGAGGUUCGAGGUUGUGGCGAGUUCCGACAGAGAAACAUUGUAUCCGAUUGAUUGUCUGUUUAGUAACAUUGUUACAAAGAACAAGGUUUCGUUUUGGAGGGUGGGAAGGCUUGGAGUCACCUGCCGGCAAACAUGUACACACAUGCAAAUGGGAUGGCGAUGAAUGGAGCAGUCUCGUUUGAAGCUGAGAUAACAAGCUGGGAAAGAGGAUGUUCACCUCGUAACCGAAUGGAGGCAUCGUGCCUUGAGCUUGCCCUCGAAGGGGAACGACUGUGCAAAGCUGGCGAUUUCAAGGCUGGAGUGGCAUUCUUUGAAGCAGCCGUGCAGGUUGGGACAGAGGACCUAAAGACUUUGAGCGCCAUCUACAGUCAACUGGGCAAUGCCUACUUUUACCUGAAGGAGUAUUCCAAAGCUCUGGAAUACCACAAGCAUGACCUAACACUAGCCAGGACCAUUGGGGAUCGGAUUGGUGAAGCAAAAGCCAGUGGCAACCUUGGAAAUACACUGAAGGUACUUGGAAGCUUUGAUGAAGCAAUUGCUUGCUGCCAAAGGCACCUGGAUAUCUCAAGAGAACAGAAGGAUAAGGUUGGUGAAGCGCGAGCACAGUACAACAUUGGGAAUGUUUUCCACGCCAAAGGGAAACAGUUGUCCUGGCUCAGGGCCCAUGACUCUGGGGACUUGCCUGCUGAAGUAAAGGAAACUUUAGAGAAGGCCACCGAAUACUACGAGAUGAACCUUAAAAUUGUUCAAGAGUUAGGAGAUCGGGCAGCUCAAGGCCGAGCCUAUGGUAACCUUGGUAAUACACAUUACCUUUUAGGGAACUAUAACGAUGCAAUAGCAUUUCACAAAGAGCGUCUUUCAAUAGCAAAAGAAUUUGGGGAUAAAGCAGCUGAGAGAAGAGCUUACAGUAACCUUGGGAACGCGCACAUAUUUUUGGGAAAAUUUGCCGUGGCUGCUGAAUAUUACAAGAAAACACUUCAGAUAUCCAGACAGCUCAAGGACCAAGCAGUUGAAGCUCAGACCUGUUACAGCCUUGGUAACACUUACACACUGCUGCAGGACUAUGAGAAAGCUAUCGACUACCACCUUAAACAUCUCUCGAUUGCCCAAGAACUUAAUGACAGGGUUGGUGAAGGGAGAGCCUGCUGGAGCCUGGGAAAUGCGUACAUGUCCCUCGGAAACCAUGAACAAGGGCUGCACUUUGCUUCACGACAUCUAGAAAUCUCCAGAGAGAUCGGUGAUCGAAAUGGUGAAUUAACAGCCCAAUUGACAGUGGCACAGCUGCAGUCAGUGCUCGGUAUGACCUCAACUCAGCAAGACAAGCAGUCUGCUCUCUACCAUACUGACUAUGAAGCACAAGGUGCACGCCCAAGAAUAGUGUCACGAUACAGCACGGAGAACAUGAAUGUGGCCAAGUUUUCUCCUGAGAAGGACCAAAAUGGCGACGUAGUCAGUGAGGAUCAUUCCACUGACCUUAAGCAUGCAGCAAAAAUGCCCUGGGCCAGACACUUAAGAAACAAAAGGUAUCAGGAGAGCCAAGCAAGCUCUGAAGACAAGCAAGACAGCAAUGCGACGUCACCGUUAGACACCAGUGAUGUUCGAGUUCAAGUGGCUCCAAUGAAGGUCAACAGAGAUACUUCAGAUGAAGAAUGCUUCUUUGAUCUACUGAGCCGUUUCCAAAGUAAUCGUAUGGACGAUCAGCGUUGUACAUUUGAAGAGCGUCAAAAUGGCACGGCAGGGAGUACAUCGCCCGCUGUGUCUCCUCUGCAGGACAGAAUAUCUCAGGCAUCAUUCAUUGCAUCCCCACAAACAGAGGAGUUUUUCGACUUGAUAGCAAGUUCUCAGAGCCGCAGAUUAGAUGAUCAGCGAGCCAGCGUGGGCAACUUGCCUGGACUGAGGAUCACGCACAACAAUAGCCAGGUGGUGAUGGGACAUCUGCGACCUGAUGGAGAUCCUCAGGAACCCGGAGAUGAGUUUUUCAACAUGUUAAUGAAAUGUCAGUCAUCCAGGAUCGACGAUCAGAGAUGUGCACCUCCCAGCCCGGGACCAAGGGGACCCACUGUCCCCGAUGAGGACUUCUUCAGCCUAAUCCAGCGAGUGCAAGCCAAGCGCAUGGAUGAGCAGCGCGUCGACCUUCCUUUGACCCGUGAAGGUCUAGAACAGACCAGGCCGAGCUCCAGCUGAGCAGUGCUUCGCCAACAGACUUGUAAACAAGCAGGACAAAUUGUGCAGAUCCGUGCACCAGCUAACACUGUGAGCAGCAACCGAGGCCAAAAGCUGCCUAAAUGACCCCUCGAGAGGCCAGCGUACAAGCACCAUGCAGCUUCAAGUGAGUUGCUGAGGAGGUGAUUCGCUUCUCUUUGAGGUGAAACUCCUCACACUCAAUACACCUAAAUAGGAGCUUUAGUGUUUCCUUUCGAAUUGGGACAAAAAUCAUAUCUAUGGGAGAUGGAAAGACACAAGCACAGUCUUUGGUUAUUGUUUGAAGUAAUGGCAUUGAAUGAAUGUAAAACUGCUGGUACUAGAAAAAAAUAUACAUUUGAAGUCACACACUGAUGCCCCAUGAACACAAGUCAUUCUUACUUGUAACACAUAUAGACAAAUCUAACUUCACAGACAUAUUUACAUAAACACUAUAGACCGUUAGAGAUUAAUUUUCUUUGAUGAUCCACAGUGCAAUCUUAGGUGACUAUAUUGUUUACUAUCAUAUGAAUGAGUCUGCUAUUAGUUUCUUUGAUGGAGAGGUGUACUUUUUAAAAUUCUGAAAAAUGUUGAGAUCAAACCUUGUGGAAAUGUUUGGGAAUGAAUACAACCCUUUCCAUUUCCUGAAUUGGCAUGGUGGCACAAUUCCCACUCUUCAGAAAAGGCCAAAAGGCAGAUUCUGUACAUAGUUAUACAGGUUGAUGUAUGGAGCCAUAUCUCACCUGGAUCAAUCUUAAAGGAUAUGGACAGUACCACAGACUUAACUGGCGAAAUCUGAAUGUAUGGCCAAUUUCAUUCAGAAACAGGAGCUGCCUGUUUAUUAAUGGUACUGCAGAAUGCUAUAUGAUUAUAGCAGAGAGUUACAUCCUAAAGCAAAGGGAUAUUAAGUUAAUUGAAGAUUUCUACACUUGAUCAAAUGGGGACUAAAUAUCAAUGGGAUACUAAUGGAGAUGAAACUUCAAUUUCUGCAGUAGGAUGCUGGCAUGCGACUGCUUAACAAUUUCAAAUGGAAUUCCUUCCUCUGUUGUAAAGGAGCUAUUUUACAGAUAACAGGCUGAUGGCACAGCUGAAAUACUGGACUAAAAAGCUUCAUGCAUACAAUGAUACUCUAAACAGAGCUGCAUUUCACAGUCAGUGUGUACAACUUGAGCAAAACUAAAACUUGAAAUGUAACAUUUCUCAUUUAUUGUUUAAUGAUUAUUUCUUUUAUCUUUCGACAAAAUUUUUUUUAAGAAUGAAUGUAAUUAAGAACCACAAGGGAAUUACUCUGAUGCACUCCUCAAUUCUUGCUUGCUCUUUAAACACAGUGACUCCCCGCAAUUGUCCAAUAACAGACCCCAAGUCGGGAGAGAUGAUGAAAUCUGUGACCUGUGCAAUUACAUAUGCUAAUAUUUUCAAUCAAUUUUCCAACUUUACUCCCAAACCUAAAUUUUCCCUUUGUUCCAAAGACUGUGUCCUCUUGCUUUAUUUCCUUAGAACACCACCAAUUCCCUAAGUCAUCAACACAUUAAAAGCAAACGAUGAUCCCCUUGACCCUGCUUCAUCAUCUCAUAUGGUCAUGACUGAUGAGAUUGUGGCUUCCCGCUGAUAACAUUCAAAUCCCUUGUCAGUUUGUGUUAGUCAUAAGUAGUUAAAAUGCAGUGUCCCCACACAGUUUAAUAUAUAAUUCUUUAUGGUUUCAGUGAAAUGCUAAAGUUUCCAAGUCAUAUUUAUAAUCCAGGUGCUUUGAGUAAUUAACUUUUUAAAAGUAACUUUAUAAAUUUAACACAGCAAAACAACACGGCUACAUCCUGGGGAGUUCUGAACACAGGUGCCCUUGCACUAUUCUUAACAAAAAGCAAGGGAGUUCUAACUGACAUAUAAUCCCUCAGCCAACAUUAGUUAGAACAGAUUAGGAACAAAGGAAUCCAUCCAUUUCUCCCUUGAUGUCUGUUCUGCCACUCAUAGUCAGUCUGCAACCUUAUUCCAUGCAGCUACCUUUUGUCCCACAUCCAGUAAUGGCUUUGGUUAAAAGUCUAUCAGUCUCUAUAUUAACAAUCAAUCUGGCAUCUGGUCACAAAAGGUGCUAUGUAAACAUGAGUUCUUACCCUCCAACCUGUUAUUGUUUCAAUGACUUCUGCAGAGUUUGUGUGUAGUUAGGAGGAAGGCGUGUGUGUUUGGGUCUAGUAUGCUAGCACAACCUGUGUCUGUACUAAUCAUUCUUUUUGAAAAUUGUGAGAGAGAAGGAGAGACAUAAAUAAUUUCUGGUACAAAAUUUCCUUUUGCAGCUUUUGUAAUGUCUGUGUUUUCUAUGCAUAUAAAUGAAGUGGUGCCCAAUUCGUUGUUGUAAUAAGAGUAGGUCGAAAAAGUACAAAAUAAAGGUUAAUUAUUUUCUCUAGCUUAAAAAAAUCCAGAAAGUUAUUUUAUUGUGUAAAUUUUUUAGAAAUACUCAUGUAGACUUUGAGCUGCAGUUCCAAGGUGUAUUUUAUGCUGUCCCUUGUAAUAAUUCAAACAUUGAAUCCUUGUCUGGUACAUUAUUUUUUCAAACACUGCCAGUACAUAAUGCUUUUUGAUUUUAAAGAGUUUAAAAAAUUCAUACUUUUCUGUAAAUAAGAGCCUCAUUUUACCUGAAAUGUAAGUCGAAUGAAC